Messenger RNA from Pyricularia pennisetigena, 1518 nucleotides. RefSeq lists its product as uncharacterized. The record is from RefSeq and is a predicted model, not a curated record. NCBI's taxonomy places the organism in Eukaryota, Fungi, Ascomycota, Sordariomycetes, Magnaporthales, Pyriculariaceae. Bases 1 to 1518 code for a protein of 505 amino acids. The transcript is spliced from 3 exons. Gene Ontology annotation, molecular function: iron ion binding; heme binding; monooxygenase activity.
AUGUUGAACCCAGCAGGCACCUUUGUUGUCGUGAUCACGGCGGUUUUGGGCCGUGUCAUCUACUCCCGCUUCUAUUCGAAUACCUUGGCAGCGAGGAAGCGGGCGCUGGCGCACAUCCCAGAGCUCCGCUUCGAAAAGGAUGACACGCCGGACCGGUACAGAACAGAGACUCGUUUCCUGGUGAGAAAAGGCUACGAAAAGUACCUCCGGCAUGGCAUUCCGUUCCAGAUGCACAACCCAGUGGGCGAGCUAGGCAACCAGGUCGUGCUCCCUGUGAAGUAUCUGGAGGAGGUCAAACGCGCCCCGAGGUCGCUCUAUAGCUUCGAGGCGUUUUCCGAGGAGCUCUUUCUGCUGAGCUACAUCGACGCGCCUCGUCAGACCGAUGCUCUGCUCUACGCGGCCAAGCUGGAUAUCAACAAAAACUUGGAUCAUGUGUUAAACGGGCUCUGGACCGAAGCCGACGUCGCUCUCAAGGAGACGGUUCCUGAGACGGGUCAGAUCACUCUCCCCGGGGGCGCACUGGCCUGCAACAUCAUUGCGCGCACCAUGUCUUAUGUCAUCGUGGGGCCGACGCUCUGCCGAGACCCCGAGUGGCAGAGGAUCGCGAUAGAAGCCACCUUUGCCAUAGUCGAAGGCGCCAUGGGCGUCCGGGCCAAGUACACGCCCAACUGGAGAUGGCUCGCCCGAUGGCAGGACCACUCGGCAGAAAAGCUCGGGGUGCUCCGGCUAAAGGCCAUGGAGCUGAUCAGGCCGCUGUACAAGGAAAGACUGGCAGCUCUCAAAGAGGACGGUGGCGAGUCGCAACGGUUCUACGACACCAUCUUCUGGACCAUGAACAAGAGAAAGGUGGACAAAUCGCUCAAGGCAAUCGUCGACCAGCAGUUGUUCUUGACGCUGGCAUCCAUCCACACCACCGCCGGAACUUUGCAGUCCAUAUUGUGCGAUUGGCUCGCCCAUCCCGAGUACCACGACGAGAUCCUGGCCGAGGUGAACGAAGGCCUGGCCGGAUUCAAGUCCGCAGGUGACAAGUGGACUCAGCAGGAGGUCGCCAAGAUGAAAAAGCUGGACAGUUUUAUGAAAGAGAGCACGCGUAUGAACCCGGUCGGCUGCAUGACGGUCCAGCGCUACGCGCAAAAGUCGCAUACCUUCCACGACGGGUUCGUCCUGCCGGCGGGUACCGUGUUUCAAUUCCCCGCCGACGCCGUCCAUCACGACCCGGACCUCUUUCCAGACCCCGACAGGUUCGACGGUUACCGGUUCCUCCGCCUCCGCGAAAAGGAUCCCAACGGACACCACUUCGGGUACGUCUCGGACAUGAAUCUCAACUGGGGCGCUGGCACGCACGCCUGCCCGGGACGCUUCCUGGCCACUUUUGUGCUCAAGUUUGCCUUUAUCUUGUUGAUCACUCGUUACGACGUGCGCUUUCCCCAAGGCGCCGGGAAGCCCGGCUACGUGUAUUUUGACAAUUCGGUGAGGGUUGAUCCGACGGCACAGCUAGAUAUCAAGGCUCGUAGUUAG